This is a messenger RNA of Talpa occidentalis (Iberian mole), 2659 nucleotides long. It is a transcript of the gene MYCT1, whose product is annotated as MYC target 1. NCBI's taxonomy places the organism in Eukaryota, Metazoa, Chordata, Mammalia, Eulipotyphla, Talpidae. The record is from RefSeq and is a predicted model, not a curated record. Gene Ontology annotation, cellular component: nucleoplasm. The transcript has 2 exons. Bases 142 to 705 code for a protein of 187 amino acids.
ACAAGUAUAUGAGGGGUUGUGUGAAAAUUAUUUUUCUCCUGCGGAACCACAAAGACCUAGAAUCUAAGUGCUUGCUUUGGACAUUCUGGCUUUUCUCUCUUUCUCUUUUCCUUCUUCUCUCUUCUGUUUCUUGUGGAUAUUAUGGCUAAUAACACGACAAGUUUAGGGAGUCCAUGGCCAGAGAACUUUUGGGAGGAUCUUAUAAUAUCCUUCACAGUGUCUAUGGCAAUAGGGCUCGUCAUCGGAGGAUUUAUUUGGGCUCUGUUUGUUUGUCUGUCUCGAAGAAGGGCCAGUGCCCCCAUCUCACAGUGGAGUUCAAGCCGGCGAUCCAGGUCUUCUUACACCCAUGGCCUCAACAGGACUGGGUUUUACCGUCACAGCGGCUGUGAACGUCGAAGCAACCUCAGCUUGGCCAGCCUCACCUUCCAGCGACAAGCUUCCAUGGAUCCAGCAAAUUCCUUUCCAAGAAAAUCAAGCUUCAGGGCUUCAACAUUCCAUCCAUUCCUGCAAAGCCCACCACUUCCCGUGGAAACUGACAGUCAGCUGAUGACUCUCCCUACUUCCAGUGCCUCUUCUGCAGUCAACACCUUCCACAGUCUGAGCCGUCCUGAUUUCCACUGGUCCAGUAACAGUCUCCGCCUUGGCCUCUCCACACCACCUCCACCAGCCUAUGAGUCCAUCAUAAAAGCAUACCCAGAUUCCUGAGUAGAGGCUUUCAUUGUUAAUCUGCUUCUUUCUUUUCUUAUUUUUUAUAGAAAGGAAAUAAUAAAUAGCCUAAAGAGACUUUCCAGGGCACAGUCCGAUGACUGGUGAGUUUUCAAGCUCUAAUGUGUCCAUGGUGGACGUAACAAUGUAAAACACAUCUUUAAUACAUUUGUCCUUGUGCCUCACAGAAAGGUAAUUUUUUCCCAAAUAGUUAUGUAUUUAUGCCUUUUUUUAUUCAAGGUGAGGAUUUUGAAAGAUUGUGCUGUCAUCUAACCAUCAGUUGUGAAAUAGUAUAUAUAUUCUUACUAAAAUAAAAAUUUCAGGUAUUUUUGGUUUACAAUCCUCUUUCACUUCUUGAUAUGACUAUAAUGGGGAAAAAUCAGCUUGCCUCUUUUUAAACAUGUUUUAAAAAACGUUUUCUAUCUUAAGGAAUUUUAAUUUUACUUUCUUUAGUCUAACAAGUAAAUCAUUUUACAAUCUUAGAUUUUUAAUUAAUAUUUGGGCACAAAAUGAGAGAAUAGAGGUGACUGAAGUUCCUUGAUUCUCCUUAUUUAUGGAAGUGAAGUAAUCAAGAAAAGGAAGGCAAACUCUUUGGGUGGUGUAGGAUUUUUUAUUUUUGACCCUUAUUUUUUCCUAAAUUUCCUUUAUGCUUUUACCAAGCAUAGCUCUCCACAUCACUGAGGCGAACUCUGGAUUUGCUAACAUGAUGAUUUAACUUUUCUCCAUUUGUGUAGUUACAUUGUUAAAAAAGCAACAACAGCCAUUCCAACUCAUUUGCCCUCAAACAAACUUUCACACUGAGUUUCCAUCUUUCUGAAGGUCGAUAAAUUUUCUUUCUCAGAUUUGAAACUAGAAACUGGAAGAGCACUUUAUCCAGGGGUCUUUCCUUAUAACUUCAAAACAAAUUAGUAAGGGCCGCGGGGGAAAAGUUGUCCUCAAAAUAGUUGUUGUGGCUAUGAAGAAUCCUCUUUCCUGGAUGUACUCAUAAGACAUCAUCCCUUGUUUGCUUAAAAUUUCAACCUCAGAUUCUCUGAAGAGUUUUUGUAAAAUGACUAAACAGAGCCGUGGGUUUGUUGGAGGAAUCCACUUCCACAUGAGGAAGGUACAUCCCAAAACGUGGGUACCAGAAAUUUCCAGUGGCCAAAGGUCUGCGGCUGCACCUUUUCACAUAAGGACUCCAUUUCACUGAAGUACUCCUCGGAAGGCCUGUGGUUCCUCUGUGAUAUGGGGAACAUUUUGCUUAUGUUGCUGUCUGUUCCUGUGAACAUUGGGAUUUUCAGUGAAGAAAAAUACUUGUUUCAGUUCCUGAAGCGCAGCGUUCACAAACAAGCGUCUGAUUGUGAUGACUUCUACAUAAUAAGAGAUUCCAUAUAGCAUUUCUUUCCUAUUUUCAUUUAGCCAUUGUUCUCAAGGACACUUAUUCUUAAUGAUGUGUGUAGAUCAAUGUUCUCUCAUGUAAUGUAUCUGAGUGAAAAAAAGGAAGGCUAGGAGGAGGGAAGAGAGAAGAGUAGCUAGGAGGAAGAAAGCAAAGAACAAAAGCUGACUGGACAACCAAGUUAUUAUAAAUUGAUUUUUUAAUAUAGCAAUGUAGCAGCUGUCAUAUAGCCAAGUAAGAGUGUAAGAGUGUUAACUGAAUAACAAGAUUAUUUUUGGCUUGUAUGUCAUUCUAAAUGUCUAAUAUGUGAAGUAAGCAAAGCCUAUGGUUUUUAUAAAGAAUUGACAUUGGGAAUAAAAACUGCUUACUUUCUUUCAAACUAGGAAACUGAGAACUGAAAUCCUCUGAUGUAUUUAACCAUCUGGCAGAAUUGUGAUUCUCCCUUCCUUAAUUAUGAAGCAAUCAAAAUGAAUAUCUUGUAAAUAUUGUGAAAUGUAUGAAGUGUGAAAUUAAAGCAAAAGCUGGAGACUUUUCUAGUUAUAUGUUUUAUGUGAUAUGUUUUGUUGAUUAUGACACAAA